Messenger RNA from Nematostella vectensis (starlet sea anemone), 1987 nucleotides. RefSeq lists its product as uncharacterized. The record is from RefSeq and is a predicted model, not a curated record. The transcript has a single exon. Lineage: Eukaryota; Metazoa; Cnidaria; Anthozoa; Actiniaria; Edwardsiidae. Bases 478 to 1482 code for a protein of 334 amino acids.
CACAACUAUAGGCUUUUAUAGAGUGGCCAAAGCUCUAGCACAAUCGAUUCAAAUUUUUAUUUUUCGGUGAAGUUAGGGUUAAGAUUUCCUAGUAAAUACCCUUUUACUAUAACUAUCACGUUCAAUUUCUUACUCAAACAAAUAAUCGGUUAUUUGAAGUUCCAAUGUGCUAUUGAUCAAACAGGUUUUUCUGAAUAGAUAAUAGCGAAGCCAAUUGGUAACCGGCAGUUGUUUGCGUAUGAUAGCCGAUUGCUGAAAGCACAUUGCGAUUAGGGUCACACAGGGAUAUCUACCGGUGAGACUAAACUGGUUGUACUCGCACCAUGCCUCGUUCCUGAUCGGGUGUCGGAGAUUUUAAUCUAUCUUUGUAACUGAGCUACAAAUUGCCUCCGGAAAAACUUCCUCUCAGAGGGGAAUUAACAUAUAGUAUAACACGAUGGACAACAUAAACGGUUAGUAGUACAUUUAGUGUCCGACAUGGACAAGCCAAGAAAGCUUUCUCAGGCGAGGAAGACGAACUCACAAAGCGCAAUAAUUCAGGUUGAGCCAAAAGGGACUCCUUCAUUCAGGGAUGUUGCCCGACAGGUUUUGAUCGCGAAUUCAUUCACGAGGCGGAAGACACCGUCAACGACAUCCUCGCUAGCAUCAAGUAAACGAAACAAUGGGAAGGAAAAGACCAACGAAGUUAUACGGCCACCGAGUGUUAAAAGACGAGGGACACCUGAAAUUUUUCCCAUGUCUUCCGAAAUGAAAAAGACAUUAUUGCUACUUGGCAAAAUGGACUUGUUACCAGAAGAGGAAGAAAAGAAACAUAAAAGUGCGACCACUAAAUUUAGGCAAAAGACUAGAAUGCGCGUAAUAAAUCCUCAACGAUUUAUACGGAGCAUGAAAAGCAGUGACAACAACAAUAAUGCAGUGACUCGAAAUUCGAGCGAAAAAAUCGAAGAAGAGUCCGAGAAUUUUCAAAAUACAUCGCUCAAAAGUGAUGCUUUUGUAAAAGCCGAGCUGGCAUUAUCUGGGGAAAAGUCUGUGGAUAUUUCAGUGGAUAUUACGUUGGAUAGUAUUGAUGUAGACGAUGGGGAUAUUGAGGUCGGCGAUAAUUCUUCGAAGCAGAUGGAAAAGCGAUCAGUUAGUCCGACCCCAAGAGUAGCUCUUUCCCGCGCCAACAGCACUCAAAUUGCAGAUAGUUAUCGUAGACCCACAGCGCACAGCCUCGCAAAAACUUAUCCUUCAACUAGGAAUCACAAACCUAACAUUCGAGAUGUGGCCCUAAAACUAACUAAAGGGUCAAGCCACCCGGCUUUUGAACGGAAAAGAAUACAUCCACAAAAAAGCAUGGAAUUAACGCAAGAAAACAUGAAACAUUCAAAUGCAAUAAAUCACUGGCUCAGUGUGGAGGAGUUGACGAACGACAUACAAGAUCGGUGUUCUCGGUGGUUUGAAUUCAGAAAAAGGUUACUUGAGCAAAGUGAUUCUAUCUAAUCCUGAGAAACAUUGGCUACAGUGUAAAUGGAGUUUUGAUUAAUCCCUGAAUAAUUAAAGUUAACAUUACAGGGACCUUAAACGAUAUUUCUAUUAUUCGUAACUCAGAUCGUUUCUAAGAUAACAAGCCAUCUUUUGUGACUUUUUUUUAAUUUUACAAAGAAUAGCAGGGUUCCUGUCAGAUUGAACUAAGUCAUUCAUCUUCAUUUGUCAGGUAAAUUAAAAAUAUAAUUUUUGCUGGUGUAAAAUUAAUAAACGAGGCCUCAUUUUUCACAUAUAUGGAAUAUCAUCUGAAGAAAAAAAUAAUAAUGCAAAAUUUGCGCAAAGCAAAGUCUUUGCGUUUUUAAUAAGUGGAUGUGUGGCGGAUGUAGCAAUUGCAUCUUGCCUUGUAGGGGGCAUUUAAAGUUUUUUUUUUUUUAAAGUGUAUAUUUGGAAAAUAGAAUAAUACUCAGCAGCGUAUAGUCGAUAGGCCUUUGCUUUUAAUAAUAAAAAUACAAUUCAUGAA